AGCCAGGGCGCCAAUUCCUGAUAUACACCGGCGGCAAUUUUCUCUUUUCCUUUUAGUUAUUAAAUUGUGUGUUCUUUUUUAGUUCUGUCAUUUUAUCUACCUUGUUUCGAGAAGCAUAUCAAUUAAUUUCAAGCAUUACCUAUCAAUGAAUUUUCUGUAGAAAUUAUGACGGUCAGACUCACUUUCACAGUUGCCCUUGCUCUGUGCACGCUAGGGCCUUCUCUUGUUCAGGGAAGAAGUCUAGUUGGACAUGGCCAGAUCACUGUCACUCUCGAGGACCCCGCCCGGUCUUCAAACAGCACUGUCAUCCACAACGAAACCAUCACUGAGCCGGAGUACACUAAACCCGCUAGUGAGAUGGAGAGUACUGAGGCCAGCACUGAGUCUAGUGCUGGGAUAACCCCAGAAGCUCAGAGCAAAGCUGGUAGCGACGGGCUUAGCACGGAAGCAAGCACCGAUUCCAGCGUCCACAUCAGCAUAGAGGCUAAGAGUCAGGCUGCGGGCUCUGACACUAACUUUCAUGAUAGCUUUGAUGAUAGUGCAGAAGCAGGCACCAAACCCAGCGACGAAGGCAGCCACGAGACAACUGAUAGUCAAGCUGAGAGCGACGAGAGUAGCUUCAAGACCGACACGGAAACUAGCAACAAUCCUAGCGAAGAGGCCAACAUAGCGGCUGGGAGUGAGGUUGAGAUUGCUGAAACUAGCACCAGUGCUUCCUUCAAGCACAGUACAGAGGCUGAGGCAGAGGAUGAGAGUGCUGAGGCUGAAACCAGCAUCGAAACUGAGCGUGAGGAUAAGGGAGCCGCGACUGGCACAGAAUCCAGCAUCCAGGUUAGCACAGAAGUGGUGAGUGAGACAGAGACCACCGAGGCUAGCACAGAUGCUAGUUUUGAGGUCAGCACAGAGGCUGAGUAUGCAGAUGAGAUUUCCGAAGCUGGGAGCAAGGAUAGUUUGGAGCUAAGCACAGAGAGCACCCAGGCCAGCACGGAGAGUAGCAGUCAGCUUAGCAUUGAAAGUAGCACCGAGGUUAUCACAGAAACUAGCAGCCAUGUGAGCGCAGAGGCCGAGAAUGAAGCUGAAAGCGCUGAGACUAUCGCCAAGCUCAGUAUUGGAGCCAACACCGAAGUCAGCAGUAGCACAGAGGCCGAGAGUGAGGCUGAGAGUGCUGAGUCUGUCACUGAGCUCAGCACAGAAGCUAGCAACGAAGUCAGCAGUAAUACAGGGACUGCUGUUGAGGCUGAGAGCGCUGAGGCCGAGGUUAGUACCAAGUCUAGCAAUGAAGCCACUACAGAGGGCGAGGUUACCAUAGAGGAUAUUGGGCAUGAUCUUGAGACUGAAAAUGAGUUUGAGAACAUUACGCUGAGUGUUGAAGACGACGCUGAGACUGGAAGUGAGGAUGGUCACGUCGAGUUCAGUACCACAGCCAGCUCUGAUGUUAGCACCAAGGCCGAGGGUGAGGAUGAGAACGACGACGUUAGCACCAAUGGUAGCACGGAGCCUGGCACAGAAGCCGACCACAGCGGUACCGAGAAUGUAGAACAUGAAGACAGUGAAGCGGAAAAUACUGAAGAUGAGGAUGCCGCAGGUGCAGUUCACCUAGACGAGUUUACUUCAACUGAGGAUAACUUAACGACAUCUGCUGAAGAGGUGACCGAUAGUCCCCAUCCAGAGAACUGCCAGGAGCCCGGGUUUGUCGAGUGCCCCGCCUGCCUGCAGCCGGGAAACCCCAGGCAUAAUUACACCUGUGACGCCUCUGCCCGUAACUGGUACUUCAGCUACAAGGAUCAGAAGUGUGUAAAAUUUAUUUACAGUGGCUGUGGUGGUAACUUCAACAGGUUUGACAGCAAGAAAGAGUGUUUGAGGUUUUGCAGUAAAUACAUCGAUGAAGAUAAUGAAAGCGAUCUAGCUAAAGACUACUUUGACAUAUUUGACAAGAUCCCGGAUGGACCAGUUGCCUUCAAACCGGAGGGCAGAGUGAACUAUAGAGGGUUGCUAUAAAUGGCACGCACCCUUAGAGGUUGUCUCUGUCUUAUUUAACUUCUUGUUAUUGAGCGAAUUAUUUCUUUGAGCGGUUCUCCUGACUGCAAAGCUCGGUCUAGUGUGAUAACAGUCCGAUAAAUUGUUUAUGUUUGACGAGUGCGCACGGAUCACAGCCAUGUGUUAUCGAAACAAUGCAGUUUAAUUUUUUGUUUCUAUAAGAUAACUUUUGUUGUGUCUCUUUUGAUGGAUUUCAGACUUGUUUGCUAGGAGAUGCUGCAAUAAAGAUAACAGAUUGACACUUGACAAA
Messenger RNA from Amphibalanus amphitrite, 2287 nucleotides. Its product is annotated as probable GPI-anchored adhesin-like protein PGA55. The transcript has a single exon. The record is from RefSeq and is a predicted model, not a curated record. The coding region runs from base 166 to 1998 and encodes 610 amino acids. Gene Ontology annotation, molecular function: serine-type endopeptidase inhibitor activity. NCBI's taxonomy places the organism in Eukaryota, Metazoa, Arthropoda, Thecostraca, Balanomorpha, Balanidae.